This is a messenger RNA of Seriola dumerili (greater amberjack), 3822 nucleotides long. It is a transcript of the gene kcnc4, whose product is annotated as potassium voltage-gated channel subfamily C member 4. Gene Ontology annotation, molecular function: delayed rectifier potassium channel activity; protein binding. NCBI's taxonomy places the organism in Eukaryota, Metazoa, Chordata, Actinopteri, Carangiformes, Carangidae. The transcript is spliced from 4 exons. Gene Ontology annotation, biological process: potassium ion transmembrane transport; protein homooligomerization. The record is from RefSeq and is a predicted model, not a curated record. The coding region runs from base 77 to 1873 and encodes 598 amino acids. Gene Ontology annotation, cellular component: dendrite membrane; voltage-gated potassium channel complex; axon.
GCGUUAAUUAUUUGAUAUUUGAGUGGACAACAGUUUGUAACGGAGGGGCGAACAGCCAGAAGCUCCCUGCUUCUCAAUGAUAAGCUCGGUGUGUGUUUCGUCUUACCGAGGGCGCAAGUCUGGCAACAAACCUCCGUCUAAAUCAUGUCUGAAGGAGGAGAUGGCCAGAGGGGAAGACUCGGACAAAAUUAUCAUCAACGUGGGCGGCACCCGCCAUGAAACCUACAAGAGCACCCUUAGGACCCUGCCGGGGACCCGCCUGGCGUGGCUGGCAGACCCGGACACGCAGGUCAGCUCCGACUCGGACGCUGCGCCCCCGAGUGCCACCGAGUUCUUCUUCGACAGACACCCGGGCAUCUUCGCCUACGUGCUCAACUAUUACCGGACCGGCAAGCUCCACUGCCCGGCAGACGUCUGCGGGCCGCUCUUCGAGGAGGAGCUGGCGUUUUGGGGGAUAGACGAGACCGACGUGGAGCCGUGCUGCUGGAUGACCUACCGCCAGCACCGGGACGCGGAGGAGGCCCUGGAGAUAUUUGAACCGCCGGACCCGGAGGACACCGACGACGACAAAGAGAUGCCGAGGCGGUUCGGCAUCGAGGACUGUCCCAAUAGGUCGAGGGGCUGCUGCGAAGUUUGGCAGCCGAAGCUCUGGGCCCUGUUUGACGACCCGUACUCCUCCAGAGCAGCCAGGGGUGUUGCAUUCGCCUCCCUUUUCUUCAUCCUGGUGUCCAUCACCACCUUCUGCCUGGAGACCCAUGAAGCCUUCAAUGAACUGCAGAACCGGACGGAGCAGGUUGUCGUGGGCAACGUCACACACCAAGUGCAGAGGAGGGAGAUGGUGACCAAGCCCAUCCUCACCCUGGUGGAGGGCAUCUGUGUGAUCUGGUUCACAUUUGAAUUCCUGGUGCGCAUCAUCUGCUGCCCAGACAAGGUGGUCUUCAUCAAGAACACGCUCAACAUCAUUGACUUUGUGGCCAUUCUGCCGUUCUACCUGGAGAUGGGUCUGAGCGGUCUGUCAUCCAAAGCUGCCAACGACGUGCUUGGCUUCCUCCGAGUGGUGCGGUUUGUUCGGAUCCUCCGGAUCUUCAAGCUGACGCGGCACUUUGUCGGCCUGCGCGUGUUGGGCCACACGCUGAAGGCCAGUGUCAAUGAAUUCCUCCUGCUCAUCAUCUUCUUGGCGCUGGGUGUACUCAUCUUCGCCACCAUGAUUUACUACGCUGAGCGAAUCGGAGCGAGGCCCGACGACCCCACAGGCUCCAACCACACACACUUCAAGAACAUCCCCAUCAGCUUCUGGUGGGCAGUGGUCACCAUGACGACACUGGGCUAUGGAGACAUGUACCCACAGACGUGGCUGGGCAUGAUGGUGGGGGCGCUGUGCGCGCUGGCUGGGGUGCUGACCAUCGCCAUGCCGGUCCCCGUCAUCGUCAAUAACUUUGGGAUGUACUACUCGCUGGCUAUGGCCAAACAGAAGCUGCCCAAAAAGAAGAAGAAGCACAACCCGAACCCAGACGCCCCGACUGACUCUGCCUCGUUUGGGAAGUCAGAAACAAACUCACACAGAGACAGCACGCAGAGCGACACGUGUCCGCUGGCUGCUGAAGAGAGUGUCAGCAGGAACCGUUCAGAUUCCAAACAGAAUGGAGAUGCAAAUGUGGCCCUUUCAGAGGAGGAAGGCUGCAGCCUGACCCAGCCGCUGUCCCCCAGUGAAAAGUGGUCCCUGCGGUGCACCCGAGGGCGAGACAAGGCUAAGAAAGAGGCCACCUGCUUCCUCCUAACCUCUGGAGACCCCAGUGUCCAUACUGACAGCUGUAAAGACAUCCUCGCUGCCACUGGAAACUACGCUCAGCCGGAGGUCACCACUCUGACCUGAUGCUGAUUGGCUAUGAAAAGGAGAAAGAGCAUGAAGUCGCAGUGGAGAACAUGCUGUGCAGAGCUUCACCUCUGGUCCCUGCUUUCUUUUCCUUCCUGAAUGAAGUGCAGAGCGGAUUCAUUUUAUCCAGAACCAGGCCUGUUUUUUGUUUCUGUCAUACAGUGCAUCCAACACCCUGUGGUGGAAAAUCAGCUUCAGAGCAGAUUCACCAUACGCACACUCGUUUACAUGUUACACAGCAUUUUGCAUGUAUUGCAUGAUCUACCGCUGUAAAAUGUACUUUAAAAUGGCUACCAUUAAUAUCCUUAAGGCCCUGAUGACACAUUUUUCUCAUUAAGCUUCUUGUUGUGACCAGUGAGGUCCUACACGAACACCCAUUUUGAAGAGUUUAGGUUAUUUAACAUGAGAUAUUGCGUUUCUCUGAUGUCACCGACGCUCUUCGCUCUGGUUUGAAGGGAAAGUUGGAAAAAGCUGACAUAUCUCCAUCCAACCAAUCAGGAUUCAGCCGCCACAUUAGAAUCUGAAUCUUGUGACAGUUUGGUCAUUGUCAAUCAAAUCUGAUCAAAUACACAUCAGUCCUGAUGAAGGCGUUAGCUGAGUUUUCAGCUCUAAAGUUCUUAAUAAGGUUUUGUUUUUUUUAAACUUCAGCUUAUUUAGUCAUGACUGUUUAAUAUUGUAGAGGAAAGCGUAAGAUUUGAAUUAAUCUUGAGUGUGUUUUCACCCCCUGGCAACAUUUAUGUUCAUGAGAUGUUGCGCGUCUCUUUUCAUGUUUGUAGUAAUAUGUACAGAGACAGUCCGUUUGAGCUCAUUUUUGUAACUGAAAAAACGUAAUCGUUGUUUCGAUUUGUCUUAUAUCCAUACAUGUUGUUAACUAUCAAGUGAGAACACCCAAACACCUGUGAAUAUGGGUUUGUACAGCGAAACUGUUACUGUGAACUAGGAUUAGAUGAAAAUUUGAAAUCGUCGUUUGAUCCUCAAACAAACAGACCCUACAGUUCUUUGUUGAUCAUCCGGUCUCUGCCUUCUGUCGUGCCACUGCUUUGUAACGCUGACCACAGGGACAACACACAGAUAUUUUGUCAAGACACAGCUUGGUAUGAAUGCUGCUCAGGCAACACACUGUUUGUAAAUCCUUGUACAAUAAGAGAGUUUAACAAAAGAGAAAACAAAAACAAAAAAAUCAAUGGAGCAGUAUUGUCUGUCUAUUACAUUAGCCGUAUACAGUUGAUGCAUCAUUACUGGUUGAGUCAGGACCAAAUGUAGAAUCUAUUGAAUUACAUGGUAGAUUUUCAGCACCAUCGUUAGUAAAAAAAAAAAUACAUGCAGUGCAAUGCCAUCAGUUCCACUUGUGCCUCAUGUCGAGUAAUGGAGGUUAAAUGUGUGCAGUAACGUAAUUAGAUUUGUACCUUAACACUUCUGGUUGUGUCGGAUCUGUAGAAACCCUGUUACAUGUUUCCAUGGAGAGAGAAGCAGGAGGAGUGUGGUUUCUUUCACUCGUGACUUAUGAUAUAUUCCUCAUGGUCUACCAUAGUGGCCUUAUGUUUAAUAAACAAAGGGAAACUUCAUUUCAUCUUCAUUAGACUCUGUUUCUAUGCUGACCCACAGUUGUACGUAUGUAGCACAGUACAAUAUUCGGGAUCAUUCCUUCGACUCUUUCCUCCUCCCUGUGUGACAUGCUUAUGCACCAUGAAAUCGCUGUUAAACAAUAAUGAAAGAAUAUUAUUUUGAUAAUUCCCCUUUUAGCCUCAUUUCCUGUUUUCCCUGUUGUGUAUAUAUCUAUAUUUGAAUGUGAUGGAGAAGCACACAGCACAUCAGUUUCAUAUCUCCCUAUUAUGGAUUGUAUAGGUGACUGUGAUGAAUUUAAACCCAGUCAAACUGUCAGAUGUUUUGUGUGUGUGUGUGUGUGUGUGUGUGUGUGUGUGUGUGUGAGUGUGUGUGUGUGUGUGUGU